AUGAGUGUCAAGGUGGCUGUCAGAGUCAGACCCUUCAAUGAUAGGGAGAAACAGAAGAAUCCUAAGUGUUGUAUAAAAAUGCAAGGACCCAGUACAUUAAUCACUGACCCUAAAACCGGCAAGGAUCGGACCUUUACCUUCGAUUAUUCCUUCUGGUCCCAUGAUGGAUUCACAGAGGAAGCAGAUGGACUCCUUGUUCCUUCCGGUACUCAAUAUGAUGAUCAGGAGAAGGUUUACAAUCAACUUGGUAAGGAAGUCCUUGACAAUGCCUGGGAUGGAUACCAUUGCUGUCUCUUCGCUUACGGUCAAACAGGUAGUGGCAAAAGUUAUUCUAUGAUUGGAUAUGGAGCUAACAAAGGUAUUGUUCCUAAAGCUAUGAAUGAAGUUUUUGAAAGAAUGAAAGCAACCACCACUAAAGAUAAAUGGUAUGAGGUUAGUGUCAGUAUGCUUGAAAUUUACAAUGAGUGUGUCCAAGAUCUUCUCGCAGAUCCAGAUAAAAGACCAUCCAAGGGACUUAACAUCAGGCAGUCUAAGGUGAGAGGGGUCUAUGUUCAAAAUCUCUCCCAGCAUCCAGUUCCAAGCUUCGAAGCUAUUGAGAAAAUCAUGGAGGAGGGUAACAAAAACAGAUCUAUUGGAUCAACAGAAAUGAACAAAACUUCUUCACGAGCACAUACUAUCAUCACUCUUUCUUUCAAACAAUUUGAAAUUAUUGACGGGAAAACUACCGAAAGAUUCUCCAAUAUAAAUCUGGUCGACUUGGCUGGAUCUGAGAGAGCCAAGAGUACCAAGGCUACCAAAGAGAGGCUCAAAGAAGGAUGUAACAUCAAUCUCAGUCUUACCGUUCUCGGACAGGUCAUCAACGUGCUUGCUGAGAAAUCCAUGGGGAAUAAGAAGAAUGCAGUGGUUCCAUACAGAGAAUCAGCUCUGACCAGGAUUCUCUCGAAUGCUUUGGGAGGUAACUCGAAGACUAUUAUGAUCUGCGCCAUCUCUCCAGCUGAGCUUAACUAUGACGAAAGUUUGAACACCCUGAAAUAUGCUGAGAGAGCUAAGAAAGUCAAGAACGUAGCUGUAGUGAAUGAAAGCGCUCAAGACAAAAUGAUCAGAGAACUCAGAGAAGAGAAUGACAAACUCAAAAAGCUCCUUAUGGCUGCAACACAAGGUGGUGCUAUUGACAUGAACGAUCCAGAUUUCUUAGCUCGUCUUGGAGCAUUUGGAAUUGAAUCCAAGCCAGGAACCAACAACCCAGAAGAAGAGAUUAAGGAAAAACUUGAAGAUAAUGAAAAAGAGGUGAAGAAUAUGGAGAUUUCAUGGAAAGAUAAGCUUGAAGAAGAGAAGAAAUGGGAGAAUGAAAGAGAAGUUCAAGACAAAACUCUUCCUCAUUUAACUAACCUGAACGAGGAUCCUCAACUUUCAGGGAUGCUUUAUUAUAACCUCUUGGAGUCUCCCAUUCAUGUCGGAAGGAAAACAGGAAAUCCUAAGCCAACUAUCACUAUUGGAGGAAUAGGCAUUUUGCCAAACCAUUGUGUCUUUGAGAUGGAGCCAAAAGAACUCCCAAAGGAGGAGGCUAAGGAAGAAUCCCAAGAAGAGGAAAAAGAGCCAGAUGAAUCUGAGGGAAAUGCAGAGUCUCCAGAAACUCCAGAAACCCCAUCUGAGGAAAAAGUCCUUCCAAAGUUCUACCUCCGCCCUUGUGCAGAAGAAGCAUGUGACUCGAUCUUCGUCAAUGGUGAGAAUCUUAACGAAGAGGGUGUGUUACUAAACCAUAAUGACAGGAUUAUUUUCGGUAACAACACUGUAUUCCUGUUCAAAUACCCUGAGCUCCACAAGCAACUCACAGGUGAAGAUGUAGUAAGCAAGGCUUCAUCUCUUGAAGAAGAGAAAAUCCCUGAAGAAGAAAAAGGUGACUCUAAAGAAAUCGACUGGGAAUUCGUCCUGAACGAAAAGAUGUCCAAAGCUGACAAAAUCCGUAAAGAAGAGCAAGAGCGUGAAGAAAAGGCUAAGAUGGAAGAACACCAAAAAAAAGUGGCCGCAGAGAAGAAACACAUGGAAGACGAAAUGAAGAAGAAGCAGGAAGAAAUGGAAGACAAAAUGAGAGAACUAGAAAAACAAAUGCUUGUUGCCGAAGAAGAGAAAAGACAGCAAUAUGAGAAGGAACUAGAGGACGCAGAGAGACUAAUGAUCGAGAAGAUCGAAGCAAUGGAGAAGGAAAGAAUAGAACGGGAGAAACAACAACAAAAGGAACUUGAAGACCAAGAAGUUAUCAUAAAGGAAAGGCAGAAGGAGAACGAGACACUAGAGACUAAGUUGUCUCAGCUGAUGCCAUUGAUAAAUGAAGCUAACCUCUGAGCGAAAGAAUUUAAUAAAAAUGUUAUCUUUGAGACUAAGUUGAUUAGUGUCAUUCCUGAGGAUAUCAACAAGAGCCCAAUCGAAAUGCUUAAAAAUAGGAAAGUUGAAAUUCAUGUCAAGGUUGAGAAUAAAGACAGAGGCGAUGUCUAUCUUUGGGACAUGGAAACCUUCAUGGAUAGACUUCUUGUGAUCAGAGAGUGUGUUCAUAACUAUUUCGAUACAAAUAUUGUUCCAUCAAUGGAAGGAAAGGAUGACCCAUUCUGGGAUCCCCCUCAACCUCAGCUUAUUGGACAAGGGUAUUAUAAGCUCGAGCCUCUGGCUUAUCUAAUUGAUAAUCCCCAUACUGUUAGUCUUAUCGGAAGCGAUCAGAAAGGAUUAGUAGGUAAAAUGGAAGUAAAUAUUCUACCAACUGACGAAACUGGAUGGGAUGAUCCUCCAGAAGACUUAAUCCCAUACCAGCCUGAAGAUCUUAUUGACAAAAGGAUUGACUUUGCUGUCAUAAUUGAAAGGGCUAUUGACCUCCCAGCCAAUUUCUGAAGAGACGUCUAUUGUGAAUACAGUUUCUACUUGGAUGAUCAGACAUAUGCCACCCCUGUGAUUCCAGGAAAGCAUCAAUCACCUGUUUUUGACUACAGAUUCCAUCAUAACUUAAUGAUAACAGAGUCCACCAUAAAAUACCUAAAGAACAAUGCUAUCUGCUUCAAAGUGUUUGGAAGCCCAGAUAAUGAGCAUAGGCCAUACUUUGAGCCUGAUAGUGGAGAAGGGUCCACUUUCCAAGCCUCUGAAGAAUCUAAAGAAAUAGACACUACAGCUGGGGAAGCUCCUUCUGAAGACUUCUCCCUUAAAGACAACUUUGUGAAUAACAUCAGCUCAGAAAACGAAAACGAAAACAAAUCUUAUGAAGAAAAGAGCAAAGUCAAGAAUUAUCAAGAGCCAGAGCAAGAAGAUGUUGAUCUUGCCAGAGCUGACGAAGAGCCUCAUGAAGAGCUUGAACCUCAAGCUGAAGAACCAGAAGAGGAUGCCCCGAAACGUAUUGAAGGCAACAAUGCAAACUUUGAUGAGAUGUUUAUCUACGGAGGUCAACCAAAUGUUGAUGCAGACGGUGACGAUUUUGGAUCAAGGACUUAUUCCCAAAGUGUCUACCAACAACCAAAAGCCUUAAUCUCAGAUCAUGAGAAGGCAGAAUAUAUUGCUAGUCAUCCUAGAGAUGACCAUUUCAUUGACUCGACCUCGGCUGGUAGUGGAAAGAAGGGCAAGAAAGGAAAGAAAGAGAAGAAAGGCAAGAAAGGUAAAAAGGAUAAAGACUGUGUUAUAUUCUAA
Molecule: messenger RNA, 3663 nt
Organism: Moneuplotes crassus
Lineage: Eukaryota; Ciliophora; Spirotrichea; Euplotida; Euplotidae
Source: the annotation of a GenBank genome assembly